AUUCUACCAACUCUGGCUAAGCCUGAGCUUCCAAAAGUGAUCUGAGCUGUUCAACCUUGGCACUUAAUUACUGCUAGCAGAGAUAAUUAUGUCCCUCUUUCUCAGAUUACAGGCUUGAGAAAUUCUGAAUAUCCCAUACCCUAAAGGUUUUUUUCUUAACUUUAUUGUUACAAUUGGCCUUCAUCCAGCUCUAGAUGGUUGAACUGUAGUGUGGCAAAGAUGUUUGAUCUCAGAACGAAGAUCAUGAUCGGCAUUGGAAUCAGCUUACUGGUUGCCGCGAUUGUGCUCUUAUGUGUUGUGCUCUGUCUUUACUUCAAAAUAGCCAAGGCACUAAAAGCUGCAAAGGAAUCUGGUCACAACUCAGACAAGGUGUUGUACGCCAAGAACAGCCAGGCCAAAACCAUGGCCACGGAGUCUUGUCCGGCCCGGCAGUGCUGUGAAGGAUGCAGAAUGUAUGCCGAUUUUGAUUCCCUGCCACCUUGCUGUUGUGAUAUACAUGAGGGCCUCUGACUUGGGAAAGGUGGGCACAAAAUCUUCAUGAGCAGUAUUUCUUUCUUAGUAUAACAUUUUAUUAUGCAAAUCAAGUUCUAGAGUAUUUACACGCUAUUAUGUACAGUGUUAUUUUCUGUACUUCUGAAUAAAUGUGCAAUAUUGGAAAUAA
Messenger RNA from Saimiri boliviensis boliviensis (Bolivian squirrel monkey), 661 nucleotides. NCBI's taxonomy places the organism in Eukaryota, Metazoa, Chordata, Mammalia, Primates, Cebidae. The record is from RefSeq and is a predicted model, not a curated record.